UCUCCGUUUGCUCUCUUCUUCUUUGAUCUGUUGCUCAGAGACGACAAUGGCUGCACAGCAAAAUCCGUUACCGCAAGGAGGUAAUAUCUCUGUCCCUCUAUGUACCCGAUUCGCUCCUAAUGCCAGAGAGGUAAUUGAGGAGUUUUUGCUACCAACACUCUCGCAAACACCACCAUUACGUGGUACGGGUUUAAUAGAAUUUGGUGAGUUAGGGCUGUUCAUUUCGGGUCAGCGUCCAUGGGAGCCAACUGCCUAUCCAUAUUUCCAUGUGAACCACUUUUGGUUGUUUGUUCGACGAUGGUCGUACGAGUCUAGCAGAGAUGUUGGUUCAUUUGGGAAGUGGAAAGUUGCAGGAAAGGCGACAGGUAUUCACAGUCAAGAUGGUCGAUUCAUCAUAGGCUAUGUGCAGAAAUUUGACUUGGUGAAAGACGGACUCAGAACUGGUUGGUAUCAGCAUGAAUAUAGACGUUACUCCAAUGCCACUUUUGAAGAGGUGGUUAUUAGUCAUUUGGUAUAUGAUUCCUCUAAACGUGACCUGGCGCCUGAUCAUAUUUACCAUGGAGGUCCUGAUCAGAAUGUUGUUGGUCUCCAACCUGCAGCUCAGAAUGUUAAUCCCAAGCAUCCAGUGAUGAUCCCUAAGAUGGAGUGA
Molecule: messenger RNA, 649 nt
Organism: Camelina sativa (false flax)
Lineage: Eukaryota; Viridiplantae; Streptophyta; Magnoliopsida; Brassicales; Brassicaceae
Biological process (GO): regulation of DNA-templated transcription
Molecular function (GO): DNA binding
Source: RefSeq, a predicted model, not a curated record